AUGAAGUGGUCGGAACAACUUGGCGCGAAACUCCAGACUAAAGAAGGUCUACAGGACACAGACCAAAAGCUUGCGGGUAAGAAGGUGGUGGGCUUUUAUUUUAGCGCACACUGGUGCCCACCAUGCCGCCAAUUUACACCCUUUUUGAGCGCCUUGUAUGAGGAUAUGGUCGAAGAGCAUCCUGAGUUUGAGCUUAUUUUUGUAUCAUCGGACCGUGAUCCGAAGCAGUUUACUGAGUACUACGGAGAAAUGACAUUUUUGGCAAUUCCUUUUGAUCAGCGUGCAACGAUCCAGGCUCUCAACACAAAGUUUGGUGUCACGGGUAUCCCGAUGCUUGUCUUUGUGGAUGCAGAAGAUAAGGUUAUUACCUUAGAAGGUCGUAAUGUUGUUUCUAACUCGCGUGGUGAUGUGAACACGGUGUGGGAGGAGCUUACCAAGUAA
Peronospora belbahrii is the source of this 441-nucleotide messenger RNA. The record is from the annotation of a GenBank genome assembly. NCBI's taxonomy places the organism in Eukaryota, Oomycota, Peronosporomycetes, Peronosporales, Peronosporaceae.